Glossina fuscipes is the source of this 1847-nucleotide messenger RNA. RefSeq names its product protein RRNAD1. The coding region runs from base 286 to 1668 and encodes 460 amino acids. The record is from RefSeq and is a predicted model, not a curated record. Lineage: Eukaryota; Metazoa; Arthropoda; Insecta; Diptera; Glossinidae. The transcript is spliced from 5 exons.
GUUACCAAAUCAACAACACAUGGCUCGAUGAGUUGGACAAAAAAGGAUUAAUGCGAAAAUAAAGAUUUUUAUUUGGACCAUAAUAAAAUUCUAAAAAUGUUUGAUUGUAUGCUAGCUAAGUUCUUUUUUUCCGAAUUGGUUUAAAAGACGUUAUUAUUAUUCUGAGUUUACAACGUUCCUGCUAAGUAUCGCAAGGACUCGGCGUGAAAUUGACUCCAUGUAUGUAACUAUAAAACGAAUCAGAACCGCAGCUUAACAUUUCAACAAUAAACAAAGUACACAAAUAUGAGAGAAUUUUAUGAAAAUUUGCAGAAAAAAUUGUUAAAAUCUCUAAAAAUUGUUAGAAGCUACGACUGGUUACUUAACUCCUAUGUACUGGAUUUCUACGUGAAAGACCAUUGGUCCAAGUUUCCUGGUUCAUGGCAGCAAGUGCUAGAAAACGUAAUGCCAGAAGACCUAUGUUAUAUUCUGGAUUUCAAUAAUAACAUAGCAACUUUGCAGACGUGGCCUUUGAGUCUACUAACACUGAGAGUCUUAUUCAAGGAGUUAUGUAUAAAACGGGAAGAAAAUGAAAUACGAUCUAUAUAUCAUUUCAGUUCUUUACUGCAGCAUCCCAAAUUGAAAGAAAUUUUCGUCAAGGGAGUCAAGCGUAAAAAACGCCAUGAGCUAGAGUUUAUGGCAUCAACAUGUGUAGAAAUGUGUCAAAAUGUAGCUGUGGAUUUCAUAGUUGAUUUUGGCGCUGGCGUAGGCCAUUUAGCACGUGUUUUAGGCUUCGGGUGUGGCAUUAAAGUGUGUUGUAUAGAAAUGCAAGAUCAGCUUAACAAACAGGCUGAAGAAAUAGAUAAAAAAAUGAUGGCGUUAAUAAACAAAUAUUUACCUCCGAAGCAAGCUAAAACAUGUCAAACGCCCACGCAUGUGAAUCUAUGCAUUACCCCUGCGACAGCGCCCGAAGCAUUUCUCCAAAAAAUACAGAAAUCCUUAAAACUAAGAAAAGAUGAUUAUAAGUUUGGCAUUGUAGGUUUACAUUCUUGUGGAGAUUUGGCGGCAGUUCUAAUUCAAAUGUUUUUACAUUGUAAACAAGCAAAAUUCAUUAAUUUAGUGGGAUGUUGUUAUAUGAAAUUAUCUGCUAAAGAUACAGCUAAUGAAACGGACCAAGGCUAUCCCUUAAGUCAAUAUUUAAGUCAACGUUCAUUAAGUUUUCUCAGUUAUGAGGCGAGAGAAAUAUCGUGUCAUGCAAUCGAAAUGUAUAAACAAAGACUAGCGGGUAACAACUACGACUACCUCAAAAUUCACUCCUUUCGAGCAGCUGCUGAGCGAAUAAUUGCAAAACAUUAUCCCGAAUUAAGACACAGUGGCUUGAAAAGCAUUAAGCACUGUGGAAACAUACAAUUUGAGGAAUAUUUUUAUAGAGCUGUUAGCGGCUUGCCGCUGGCUACCAUUCCCGCAGAAAAUUUAUUGACAGCAAUCACUCAAAAGGAUCUCUCGCGUUGGCGGCAAAUUGUCAUAUAUUACACAUUACGACUGUUUUUUGGUCCUCUAAUUGAAAGUAUCAUAUUGUAUGAUCGCAUACUAUUCCUCGUCGAGAACGGCUGUAUUGUGGAUAUUAAGUCUGUAUUUGAGGCUACUAUUUCACCACGCAAUCAUAUAAUAAUAGCUGGGAAGAGAUGAUGAAACUCGUUGAAGCUCACUUGGCGGAACCUCUGCUGUUUCAUUAUGCUUUCGUAAAUACAAUACCUAUAAGAAAAUGAAAAAAAUGUGUAAGCGUUUUGUUGGAAACGGAAAAAGCUGAAGGCGCUUCGAUGAAAAUGAAAAAAAGCUGAAGGCGUUUCGAUGGAAAUUAAGAAAAG